AUGAAAAUAUUUGAUCAUACUAAUUGGCCAAAUAGCAAAGAAGAACUUGUAAAAUAUGAUGAAAAAGAAUUAAAUCAUCUAGCAGAAUUUUAUGGAAAGAAACAAAUUAUUGGAGUUAAUAAUAUUUGUGAAGAAUGGUUUAGGUACAAAGUGAUAAUAUAUGCUAAUUUUAGAAAUAUAAAAAUUGAAUCAUUAAUGCUAAGAUUAUUUGAAUUUUAUUAUGAUACUUUUCCAAAUAAUAUUAAAUUAUUAGGCAUUAUAUAUUCUAUUCCAUUUUCUUCAGUAGAAUGUGAGCAUGGAUUUUCAAAGCAGAAUUUGAUAAAAACUAUUUCUUAA
Molecule: messenger RNA, 336 nt
Organism: Funneliformis geosporum
Lineage: Eukaryota; Fungi; Glomeromycota; Glomeromycetes; Glomerales; Glomeraceae
Source: the annotation of a GenBank genome assembly